GUAACUAAGAACAAUAUUAAAAGAACUAAAGUGUUUAUCAUAUUACUCCUAAAUAUAUAAAUAAAACAAAUAAGCUUGAAUAUAUAACAUCCAACUUCAUUGUUUUAUGGUUCACAUAUAAAUCAAGUUUUUCAACUAAGCAACACCAUGGAUACAAACAAGAUAAUUAAAAAUUCUAGUAAUAAUGUAUCUUUUGCAGUGUAUGGUUGCUUGAAUAUUGAAGAAGGAAAUUAUAAUAACCCUCCACUUGAGUCAAAGGAAUCAAAUCAAUCAACAUAUUCACCAAACAUAUCAGAUAUAUCAUCAUUAUCAUUGUCAUCAUUGUCGUGGUUAUCAUCACCGCCAUCACCAUCAUCGUCAUCGUCAUCAUCAUCUAUUGAGUCUAAAUGUGAUUUUUCGGAGUUUUUGGUCCAACUUCAUAUCAAGAGAGGGCUUUCCAAAUACUAUAGAGGAAAAUCCAGAACCUUCAGAUCCCUAUCAGAUGUAAGGUGUUUAGAAGAUUUAUCAAAGAAAGAGAUUCCUCAUCAUAAAAAGAAAGCAUAUAGCCCAUUCCAAAGUCCCAAGACAAGCAUAUCAAAGAAGGCUGGAAGGAGCUGUUUCACAUCUUUAUUAUCUAAAUGGAGUUAGUUUCAGGAGAAAACAACAUACCCAUUUUUGAAUGGACCGUUGGCGUAAAAAACCUUUUUCAAGAAUGCCACUUUAUUUAUAUUACUUUCUAUAA
Messenger RNA from Cicer arietinum (chickpea), 721 nucleotides. Lineage: Eukaryota; Viridiplantae; Streptophyta; Magnoliopsida; Fabales; Fabaceae. The record is from RefSeq and is a predicted model, not a curated record.